This is a messenger RNA of Dentiscutata heterogama, 504 nucleotides long. The record is from the annotation of a GenBank genome assembly. NCBI's taxonomy places the organism in Eukaryota, Fungi, Glomeromycota, Glomeromycetes, Diversisporales, Gigasporaceae.
GACGAAAGUCAACUUAGAAAAAUAUUCAAAACGAUUAAAGCUUAUGCAGCACCGAUUUGGAUAGUUAAUUUUGUUGAAGGAACGAGAUUGACUUCAAGGAAAUUGUUGGAGAGUCAAAAAUUUGCCAGGGAACGUGGUUUACCAAUAUUACGAAAUCUGCUGGUGCCCCGUACAAAGGGAUUUGUAGCAUGCGUCCGUCAAUUACGAAAUGCCCAUGUGCAAUAUGUCUAUGAUUUUACAAUUGCAUACCGUUAUAUUGCUCAAGGAUUUCAAUUUCCACCAAAUCUUCUACAAGUUCAUUCAUAUUCACCUAUCACCCCACCAUGGUCAUUCCAUGUCCAUAUAAAACGAUACGCAAUUAAAGAUUUACCUGGAGAUGAUGAAAGUUUGAGUGAAUGGGUUAAACAAAUUUUUGUGGAGAAAGAUGCUUUGUUGGAAGAAAUGAAGACACAUUGGACAGAGAGCGAGAAAUUAGGUGGUGUUAGAGAAGAAAAAUAUUUUUAA